CUCCGUCCCUCAACUUCAAAGCAUUUUGCUCUAAGCUAUAGCUUUAGUCUUAGGUUUUCGGAGACACUGAUUAUAAGUAAUGAAGAACUUAGCAGAAAAACACUUCAUCAAUCCUCUCCAAUUCACCGGUAUUAGUAGUAGUACUACCGGCCGAAAUCGUCGUUUUCAUCCAAAAUUCGAUGUUGUUUCAGCUGCAAACUCAACAACAACACCGUCGUCUUCCACCGCUGGCGCCGCGGGCGUCUCCGAUGCUAAACUCUCAUUCUCAGCGACAAAUGUAAGUACUACUGCGCUACUAACAAGUAGUAGUGGUAGUCAUAAGCUGCAGCCGUCGAGAAAACGAUCAUCCGACGAAUAUCAAACUUCUCCCAACUGGGAUUUCAAUCUUCUUCAGUCACUCCAACAUAACUACGCGGGAGAAGAGCAAAUAAAACGAAUUGAGGUUCUGAAGGGACUAGUGGUGAUGAUGCUGGACGAAGAAGAAGUGGAGCUUAUACAUCGACUGGAAUUGAUAGAUAACUUGGAAAGGCUUGGAAUAUGUUACCACUUUGAACCAAGAAUCAUUUCCCUCUUAUCCAGAAUACACAGUCGAGACCGUACUAAUGAGAAGCAACAUUUGUAUUCAAAAGCUCUUGAAUUUAAACUCCUCCGACAGCAUGGAUUUGAUGUCUCUCCAGAUGCUUUUGAUGCUUUCAAAGAUGAAGAAGGGACUUUCGCAGCAAGUCUUCUUAAGGAUCCCAAGGGAAUGCUGUACUUGUAUGAAGCUUCACACCUUCAAAUAAAUGAUGAGGAAACCAACUUGGAAAUGGCAAGAGAAUUCACAACCAAAUAUCUGAAGAAGAGAGUGGACGAAAAUGGAUUUGGUGAAGAAGAACCAACACUUGCUGAGUUGGUACGACAUUCCUUGGAGAUUCCACAGCAUUGGAGGAUGAAGCGUUUGGAGUCAAGAUGGUUUGUGGACUUGUACGAGAAAAGCCCUAACAUGAAUCCCAUUCUGCUCGAGUUUGCAAAAAUUGAUUUCAACGUUGUUCAGAAAUCUUAUCAAGAUGAACUCAAACGCGUGUCAAGAUGGUGGAAGAAUACAGGAAUGGGAGAAGAACUGAAUUUCGCGAGGGACAUAUUGGUGGAUAACUUCUUGUGGAAUGUGGGAUUUGUUUGGAAACACGAACAAGGAUACUCCAGGAUUAUGGGGACCAAGGCUGUUAUUUUCAUAACCUUGUUAGACGACCUGUAUGAUACUUACGCUAAUUUGGAUGAAUUGGAACUCUUCACUUCCGCUAUUCAAAGAUGGGAUGUCAACUCAGUUAAUGAGCUUCCAGGGUACAUGAAACACUGUUUUAUUGGUCUUCACAGCUUUAUCAAUGAAGCGGCUUAUUACGCUCCAAAACAGCUUGGACUGAAUCUCGUUCCAUACUUAACCAAAUCAGUUAAGCAUUACUUCAAACUUUCGAUGAACAUGCCCUGGGCAGAUUUAUGUGGGGCAUAUUUACAAGAAGCAAAGUGGUAUUUCAGCAAAUAUGUCCCGUCAUUUGAAGAGUAUUUGAACAAUGCACUGAUUUCAGUCGCAGCUCCUUUAGUAAUAUCGCUUAGUUACCUUCUCACCAGCAAUUCAAUCGAAAAGGGUGACCUAGACUGCAUUGACCGGAAUGACAACAUCAUUCGUUCAACAGCAAUUAUUCUACGGCUCACUAAUGACUUGGGAGAAUCCCCGUUAACGGAGAAGCUUAAAAGCGAAGAUACGCCCAAGGCCAUAGAGUGUUACAUGAAGGAGAAUGGAGCAUCUGAGAAAGAUGCACGAGAACGCAUACGAUUGCUGGUGAAUGAUGCAUGGAAAGAGAUGAAUAGGUAUGGAGUUACAGACACUUUUAUAUCUGAAAAUCUUAAAGAAAUUGCUAUUGAUAUGGCACGGGCUGGACACUACAUGUACCAUCACGGAGAUGGUCACGCCCAUCAAAAUUCCAACAUGGCACGUGACAUUGCUGGUCUAUUCUUUCAGCCCAUUUGUACUUUUUAA
Messenger RNA from Oldenlandia corymbosa var. corymbosa, 2014 nucleotides. The record is from the annotation of a GenBank genome assembly. Lineage: Eukaryota; Viridiplantae; Streptophyta; Magnoliopsida; Gentianales; Rubiaceae.